UUUCUGGAGUGUUCAUGAGGCUAAAGAAGGAGAGAGUUUUUUCCCUUGUGCUUUCACCCUUCACUCCACGGAAUCAAAAGCAAAAUGCUAAGUUCCGUGUCUCAAUUCAUAAACAUGUAGCCCAAACACAAGUUGUCAUCCAACUUGUAUUAUAAUAGUAGUAAUACUAUUAUAUAAUAGUAAUAUUAUUGUGAUUAUAUGUAUGUGUGUGAUUUUCGUGCCUUUCUUUUAUGCUAAGGUUGUACGGAGUUUGUGUGUUUUGGUUGUGCUAUGUUGAUUCAAUUCGUCGACAAGAAACCUUAGUUUGAUAGUUGAUUGGUUCUGAGGAGAGUUUUUCAGAGCUAUUGGUUGUGAAAGUGUGUGUUUUUAUUUAUUUAUUGUUGGGAAUAAUGGCUAAUGAUGGAGACAAAAGCAAUGAUUUUUAUGCGAUUCUGGGUUUGAAUAAGGAGUGCACUGAAUCAGAGCUAAGGAAUGCCUAUAAGAAACUUGCACUGAAAUGGCACCCAGAUCGUUGUUCAGCAUCCGGGAAUUCCAAGUUCGUGGAAGAAGCUAAGAAGAAAUUCCAAGCAAUCCAACAAGCCUAUUCUGUUUUAUCUGACACGAACAAGAGGUUAAUGUACGACGUAGGAGUCUACGACAGUGAUGACGACGAAAACGGCAUGGGGGACUUCUUGAACGAAAUGGUAACGAUGAUGAGUCAGACUCAAUCAAAUCAGGAAAAUGGAAAGGAGAGUUUUGAGGAGUUGCAGCAUCUGUUUGAAGAUAUGUUUCAAGCGGAUAUUGGAUUAGAUGGAAGCACCUCUCUUACUGCUGCUGGUUGCUCUGCUUCAUCUAAGUAUAUGAGUUAUAGUGAAAGUUCUAAUUCAAAUAAACGCAAUUCCACUGAAAUGAAUUUUGGGAAGGCAGAGGAUUCUUCUGACUUCAAUGCCAGUUACCAGAACUUCUGUUUAGGGACAGGUGAAAAACCUCCAAGAUAUCAAGAAGGGAAAAGGAGGAAUUCCAGGAGGAGGUAGUAGUAGUAGACAGAGAAAAGGCAGAAAGCAAAAAAUCUCAUAUGACAAUGAUGUUUCCUCUAGUGACUACCUUGGAAUUUCCUCUAAGUAAUGAACAUGAUAGCAUGUUACUUUUUGUGCCUCAACCUUGGCAUUCUGGUUUUGGGAAAUCAAUAAUCUUAAGUUUUUACUAAGCACAUGAGGAGCCAUACAACUUUAGUGGGAGAUCACAAAGUUAGUUCUAGGCCACUGUAGCCUCCUGCCAUGUACCCUUAUUUACCAUUGUACACUCUUGCUAGGACUUUAAAUUAAAAUCAAUUGAAGUUUUGGCCUCUGCAUUUAUGCAAAUUGCUAAUA
Gastrolobium bilobum is the source of this 1349-nucleotide messenger RNA. RefSeq lists its product as uncharacterized. Bases 390 to 1013 code for a protein of 207 amino acids. The transcript is spliced from 6 exons. The record is from RefSeq and is a predicted model, not a curated record. NCBI's taxonomy places the organism in Eukaryota, Viridiplantae, Streptophyta, Magnoliopsida, Fabales, Fabaceae.